CUGGGCUUGUCCAUUAGGGAGGGGACACGCUCUAUAGAUAUGAAUGGGUGCUGUGCUCAGUUCAGUGUAUAAGCUUGUGCCGGCUCGGUCUCCCUAGUCCUCUUCCCGUUCCUCCCCCCGUACCCAGACAUGGUGGUCAUGGGAGCCCCCAAAGUCAUCUUCAUCCCUGGAAACCAAUCCGAGCAGAGCGACUGCAAUUCCCUGGCGUCCGUCAUGUUACCCAUCCACAGCCCGUCCAGCCCGGAGUCAGCCAACGGCGAUGUCCCCCCCAGGAAAAGACAACGACUGACCCAUCUGUCCCCGGAGGAGAAGGCGCUGAGGAGGAAAUUAAAAAACAGAGUCGCAGCCCAAACAGCACGCGACCGAAAAAAAGCCAGAAUGAGCGAGCUUGAGCAGCAAGUGUUAGAUCUGGAAUUGGAGAACGAGAAACUCCUGAUCGAAAAUCAGCUUUUACGAGAAAAGUCACAUGGAUUGCUGAAUGAAAACCAAGAGCUAAGACAGAGAUUGGGCCUUGAUGCCCUGGAGGUGAAAGAUGAAGAACAGGAAAUAGGCUUCUCUGUAAAUCAGUCCAGAGAAGAUGAGGUCAGGCCGGUGACCGGGUCCGCUGAGCGCAGCACUCAGACUAUGUGCGCCUCUGCAGCAGGAGCAGGCCCAGUUGUCCCCGAACUUGACCAUGUCUGCAUGGAUUCUGACAGCCCUGAUUCUUCAGACUCUGAGUCUGAUAUCUUGCUGGGCCUAUUGGAAAGCCUGGACUCAGACAUGUUGCUCACCUAUGGAGAAGAUUUGUCAUGGAACCAGCAAGAAGAAGUUAAUGGAGUCGAACCAGAUUCCAUACCCUCCACCCCAUCUUCUCCUUUGGGGACCCCACCAAUCAAGCUGGAGGCCAUUAAUGAACUAAUCAAAUUCGACCAUGUCUACACGAAGCAGCAUUGCUCAGAGCAAGACUCCGAGCUAGAAAUUGAGACCAACGUUGUUAUUAAAACGGAGGAAGCAACUUUAAAUCCUUGUAUUGACCCCAUCAGUGUGAAACAAGAAACCCAAGAAGUUGAAGUCCCACCUGUCAUUGACACACAGAGCUUUUUGAUCUCUGCUGAAAACAUUGUGGAGAAACCAGUAAGCCUUCUGGAGACAGGCAGUGACUCUGGCUAUGAGGGCUCCUCGUCACCUUUCAGUGAUAUGCCCUCUCCUUUGAACUCUGAUCAGGCGUGGGAGGACACUUUUACCACUGAACUUUUCCCUCAGCUUCUCAAUGUCCACAUGCACCAGGCCUGUUCUCCCUCCCCUCUUGAUGAUCCCACUCUUUUCUGGAAUCCCAGCCCAGACUUCGAUGAUGAACCAUUCUAAAUGCUUUUGUGUGUUUUCCACCGUCCACAGACAGACUAAUAUUUAUCUUCGACUUGUAUUUUUAUGACAAAAAUUAUAUUACUAAAGUAUUGUAUGGUUAAUUCCAAGAGAAACAAGUAUGUGCCAUCUAACUGCUUUGUUAAUGAACAUUGCUGGUAGAUCCCAUUUAUGACCUCUCACCAAUAUGUAAAUUCCCAGCAAUUUAGUAAAAAUGUUGCAAUUAGAGUUGAGCGAACUUACAGUAAAUCGGCUCGUAGCGAACCUCGCAGCUCGGCUGUUGAUUACUUUAGUCUGCAUAAAUUAAUUCAGCUUCCAAGGGCUCCAGUUGCCUGGAAAAAGUGGAUACAGACCUAGGAGACCUAAGACUGUCAUCCCGGACUUUUCCAGGCAACCAGAGCCCUUGGAAAGCUGAACUAAUUUACACAGUCUAAAGUAAUCAACAGCCAAGCUGCGAGGUUCGCUACGAGCCAAUUUACUGUAAGUUCUUUCAACUCUAGUUGUAAUGUCUAGUAGUCUGUGUGGGGCAGAUGCUUUUGGUUGGUUCUUCAAUGGUGACACGUAAUAGGAAACUUUAUCUGACUAUCUAAACCACAUAACCUGUGUAAUGUUCAACACUUGCAGUUCUUUUUCUGUUUCCUGAAACAACAGCUAGAAAGGUUAGCUGGUUCUAAGAUACAAGACUAUUUUCUUAGUUGGAGUGGUUUCCAGUUUACUGAAAUCUAGUCAUCCACUGGAAUAGUGUACAGAUAAAACUCUUGGCAAUGCUUGACUAUGGGGAAAAAGUAGCAUGUGCUCAUUGGUAUCACUACAACCUCUGAGUCAACUGCCAGCACCAGUAGGGCACCAUCUAGGUAACAUGGCAGCAUGUUGUGUGACUCAGUAGGGACAUAUUUGGGUGUUUUCAAAUUUAUACAUUUCA
Hyla sarda is the source of this 2263-nucleotide messenger RNA. It is a transcript of the gene XBP1, whose product is annotated as X-box binding protein 1. Lineage: Eukaryota; Metazoa; Chordata; Amphibia; Anura; Hylidae. The record is from RefSeq and is a predicted model, not a curated record. Gene Ontology annotation, molecular function: DNA-binding transcription factor activity, RNA polymerase II-specific; RNA polymerase II transcription regulatory region sequence-specific DNA binding. Gene Ontology annotation, cellular component: nucleus.